Penicillium brasilianum is the source of this 1089-nucleotide messenger RNA. The record is from the annotation of a GenBank genome assembly. NCBI's taxonomy places the organism in Eukaryota, Fungi, Ascomycota, Eurotiomycetes, Eurotiales, Aspergillaceae.
AUGUCUGACGGAGAGCCAAUCAAACUUGCAUUGAGGGGUAGCCCUCGAGAGAUCGGUGUGAAGCAUGGCCGGUCAUUGAAAGACCAGAUCCGCGAUCAAAUGCGCAUCUACGAAAGCAUGUUCGAGUACACCUCGAAGCUAUCCUGGCACGAAGUUCGAGAAGUCGCCAAAGAAUUCGCACCUACGAUUCAACGCCUAACUCCCCACAUAUUUGCCGAGAUGGAAGGCAUCGCGGAGGGGGCGGAGGUCGACAUUCUCGAUAUUGUGGCACUGAACUGUCGAAGCGAAAUCGCCCUGGGCAAGUUUUCUGAUGGAUGCACGACACUUUGCUGGAAGACGAACGACAAUGUCCGUGUACUAUCGCAGAACUGGGACUGGACUGCAACUGUGAAGAAGAAUCUGGCCAUGGUCUCUAUCGAGCAGCCUGGAAAGCCUAGCAUAUACAUGAUCACCGAGGCUGGAAUCGUUGGUAAGAUCGGUUUCAAUUCCGCCGCAGUGGGAACAUGCCUCAAUGCCAUUCGUGCGAAACCGAUGAUCAGCAGCAAGCUGCCAAUCCACGUAGCACUCAGACUAUGCCUUGAGAGCACCUCUGUGACCGAGGCUGUUGAGACACUUGAGAAACUCGGCGGUGUUGCCUCUGCUCAGCACAUCUUGGUGGCAGACAGCACAACAGCCCUGGGACUCGAAGUAUCCCCCGUGGGCAACAAAUAUAUCCCCGAGGAUGCCUCCGGAUUGAUUGGUCAUACCAAUCAUUUCAUUGAGAAUCGAUAUGUGGAGGAGCCCCCUUGGCUGUCUGGGUCACCCAUUCGCCUCAAGCGGUUAGAGGAUCUUACUACAGAACUGAUCUCUAGCGGGGUGCAUGGUGAUGCCGUUUCUCCUACUUUGUUGCGAGAGCGGAUCUUCUCGGAUACUUACAAUGCUCCGCAGGCCAUCGCCUGCCAGGAAGACGAGUCUCGCGAUGUCUCCACGCGAAGCAGUUCGUUAUUCAACAUUAUCAUGAAUUUGGAUCCACGGAAUCUGGGUGCCGAGGUAGUCUGGGGUCGUCCCGGCUCGGGAGAGGAGGGAGCUGUCCUUAAGAUGCCUUGGUGA